AUGAGUUCGAAAAGGAGGCCAGUUAGUGCAAGUUUUAAAAAAGAUGGAGAGAAGGGAACGACUCAACGUUCAAGGCCAUCAACUGCAAGAAGUGCGCGAAGUUUGAACGCCAGUUUUGUGAGUAUAUAUAGAAUAUUAUGUUCUUAAUAUAGUAUUGGUUUUAACUUUUUUUCAACGAAGUGGCUAUAUCUACGGACCCGUAAACAGACUUCGCCAGGCUAUAUUUACGGCAUUCUCGUUCUUAGUCUCCAUACGGCCUGUAUUUAUCGUUAAAGUCAAAUUAAAACAAAAAUAACCCUAACCCCAAUCCUUCCCCUAACCCUAACCUCUAACCCUAACCCCUAAAAAAAUUAAAACCAAACCUGCGGACUACAACACAGCAGCCAUUUGCCUAACCUUCUGAGCUAUUUUCGAGCUCGCUGAAAUCCUUUGUAAACAAUACGCUUAAAGUCCUGAUUCCACGAGCGCUUUUUGUCAGCAAAAUGCGAAAUAUUUCGCCUGUUUCUUUUGAAUUGUGAGCAAUCAAAUAGAAAUAAUUUAUUCGAGUGGUCGCAAUUCAAAAGAAACACGCGAAAUAUUUCGCAUUUUGCCGACAAAAAGCGCUCGUGGAAUCAGGCCUUUAUAGUGCCGGUUCGGUACAUAGAGUGCCGUAAAUAUAGCCUGGCGAAGUCUGUUUACGGACCCGUAGAUAUAGCCACUUUGUUUUUUCAAUGGCCCAUUUUAUGAGAAUGGUCGACAAUUCGUCCUUAGAUAUAAACAGUGGUUGUAAUUACACGUUUUGUUUGACAUUUUAUAGAAGUCAGAUGUAUCUGGUUUGAGUAUUACUGGGACAAAAACAGUACAAAGCAAACCUACAUCACGUCAAAGACAAAGUAUGUCUAAUUGAAGUAUAAAUAGUGCAAAGUGACUAUAUGACCGGCAGCCGGUCGGUUUAUCAAAUACUAAAUGGCCGGCAGUCUAGUGACUAUAGUUGAAUAUAAAAUCUUUUGUUUGCGUUAACUUUUACCGAGCUUGCUGUUAGCUCAUACGGCCUCAUACGGCAAGGGCGCUGCGUGUGGAAAGUUAAACGCAGUUGGGGUCGGGAUGUGUUUUGUCUGACUUUAGCAUUGUUUUUUCUUAAACAUUUUUUAAAAUUUUUUUUCCGACUUUUCUAGGGUUAGGGGUUAGGGUUAGAAAAGGGUUUGGUGUUGGAAAUAGGUUUAUCUUAUAAAAAUUCAACUUUAACAAUAGUCACUAGACUGCCGGCCAUUUAGUAUUUGAUAAACCAUGACCAGCUGCCGGUCAUAUAGUCACUUCGUAAAUAGUGAGUUUUAUAGGCCACAUGCAACAGAUUUGUCAAUAGUACACACAUAAAAACGCACAAGUUGUUACAGGUCUGCAAACAAGUUGUUACAAAUCUGUUCACAAGCUGUUGACAAGUUGUGUUCGCACUGUUUGUUCCCAGUUGUUGUAACAAGUUUGGAACAAGCUGUUAACAACUUGUAACAAGCUUGAUGACAUUAUCAGACUUGUUACAAGGUUGUUCUAACAAGUCUGAUACACUGUCAUGAUAUAACAAGAAUGUUACAAGGUUGAUGACACAAGGUUGUAACAAUAUAGUUAUAUCAUGACUGCAUCGGACUUGUUGGAACCACCUUGCAACAAGUAUGAUAAUAUCAACAAGGUUGUUACAAGUUGUUAACAGUUUGUUCCAAACUUGUUGACAACUUGUGACAAGCAGUGUGAAGACAACUUGUUGACGGCUUGUUGAUAGACUUGCUGCAAGAUGUGUUAUUUUCCGCUGGCUGAGGCAUGUAAGAAGCGGAAAAUGUUUUCUCACACACUGCUGGGGGCCUGAUGAAAUCAGGGUGUUACAGGGUGGUGCAGGUUAUAUGAGCAUAUUUUUGUUGUUGCUCACCGUAGCUUGACAGUAUCCCGCCCACCCAGCCCUUUUAUGUUUAUUAGUACAGAACAGUGUUGGAUUGGAUAUAUAUGUACUUGUUAGGGCAAUUAUUAAGCGAGCAAUUGUGAUGUAUGGUAGUUUAAAUUAAUAAAUGUCAAGCUUGCGGCUGAUGCUGCAGCAGCUCCCGGCUGACGCUGCAGCAGCUCCCAGCGGUGUGUGAGAAGUGAGAUUUGUACGUGUGUAUAUUAUCAUCAGGCUUGAAAUCAUUUUGACCAUGAGACCAUCCAUUGUUCAUCAGUGUAGGGAUGCACCGGAACUCAAUUCCAGCCAGGUAGUUCAGACUGGAAGGGUCUUUUGGGGAGUUCUGGUUCCAGGCGGAACUGACAACAAUAUGUUGAAAAACAAUAUGUGCUCAUUUGCUUUUGACGUUGUCAGACCCAAACAAGCGGGGGAGGUCCAAUUGUCGAAUACACUGAGUGAAGAACUAUCCUCCCCCCCAAAAAAAACCCCACUAUUUCAUGCAUUUUAGACAUGUUUUAUGUUUUAUGCUAGUCUGAAAGCCACAAAUUUGGUAUAUUGUAUGUCAUAGAUGAAAGCAUUACAAGUUUAUGCCCCCCCCCAGUUUCUCCUCAGUUAAAUUAUAAUUACAAAAUUAGUCCGGAAGAAAAGUAUGGGGUGGAGGUCCGGACCCCCCAUUCCCCCCGUGGUCACAAGGGCAUAAUCAGACAACUGCAGGAAUCAAACUCAUUGCAAUCAUAGAGGUGAAAGAUGUCAUACAUAUCAAAACUUAAUAAAUCCUUCAGGUUUAAAUUUGUCCUAUCAUGACAAAAAUGAACAUCGCCCAUCAAACAGCACAAAGAGCAAAAAAGAUGACCUGAGAUUUGGCCAUGAACAAGAUGGUGUCAGGCAAUCUGCAGAUGGAAAAAAAGACAAACGAAACAGUAAUAAACAUAGCUCCUCUGAUCCAGUUGAAAAAUUUGAGGCUGAAAAAGGUAACUAAAAUUAUGUUUCAGGGCUUGAAAUAGAUUAAUUGAUAAACUGGGGAAAAACGACGGUUUUUUCAAAACUGAUUCAACUGACAUUGUUCUAGGCAAAAACCCGAGAAAAAAAAAACGAGGAAAUAUUUUUGAAAAAAAUUGUUUGAAACUCAGUUGUAUUGAAACAAAAAUGGCACCUUGUCAAAUUCACGGCACUAGUUUAACAUUUUUUGACAAAACUUCCGACUUUCAAAGUUUAAAAAUAUGAAAACAUUGCACACUUAACGGUGGCUUACCACUUACAUAUUUAGGCAGCACUAUACCAUUAUAGUGCAUCUACAGUAAGUGGAGCCACUUAGAGAACACUAACCAAUCAGAUUGCAGUAGCACAAUGUCAUGUACAUUGUACACUUAACUAUAUUUUGAAACUUUGAUUAAUUUAACAGAUGAUCCAUGGUGGGAGAAUAUACCAGAUGAAAUCACAUUUAGUCCUGCGUCUUCAUUUUCAUAUGCUUCCUCGACAUCUGAUUGCGUUAAACGCCCUUUCAAUGCAAGAAAUGAUGAACUACGGCCAUCCAUGAAUGACUUUCUAGACCUCUCUGAUGAAUCUAAGACAAAUCUUGUUGAAGAAAGCACGCCAAAACACAAAGAAAACAACAGCGAACGAGUUAAAAGCCCUUAUAGAAGCCCUGGCCAGCAUCUUGAUGGUUCAAUAAAAAUUGAAAACAAUUUAAGAGAAGAAAGGGGUAGACUUGAUGAAAAUUUUGAAGUGGGUAAUAAAAUUUCCAAGACUGAUGAAACAACUCCUAGAAAUGCGAGUGAAAUUCCAAGAUUAGUCCUCGAUGAAAAUUCUGGAAAGUUUGAUCAGAAAUAUAGAAAAACUCCAAGGGAUGAAAAUUAUCUGAAAUUUGGAGCAGAUUCUCAGAAUUUUGAUCAGAAUUCUAGAACAUUCGAAAAUGGUGAAUAUUCUCAUAAAUUUGGAACUGGGUAUCAAAAGUCUUUGGAUAAAAAAUCUUGGAAAACUGAUAGGGAUGAAAAUGAUCUUACGUUUGGCAGUGAUUUUCAAAAUUUUGAUCAGAUGUGUAGGAAAUCUAGUUCAGAUCACAAUUCUGGAAAAAUUGAAAGAGAUGAAAAUUCUCAGAAAUUUGGAACAAAUUCCAGAAAUUCCAGUCAGAAUUCUAGAAAAAAUGAGAAAGAGUACAAACCUGAGAAUUUUCAGUCAAAUUUUCCACUCGACGAAUGGCAACGGCGUGAUGGUUUGGAGACAGGUGAAACUGAUAGAAAAAAGGAAGAAGACGCUGCUCUUACUAUUCAAAGGUGUUAUAGAGGCUAUAAGACCAGAAUGCAAGUGGGGUAUUCAGCUGUACAGAAAGCGUUGGAUGAAAGACGAGCCAUUAUGGAACGACAAAAGAAGGUUUAGUCAUACAAAGUUACAAACCUGUAAAAAUGUCAUUUUUUCUACUAGCCUAUUUUUCUACAGGAGGAAACAGGAUUAAAGUGUCUAUGCAAGAAUUUUUUUAUGAUUGAAUUGCAAAGUUCAUUUUAAAUCAUAAUGUAACUUAUUUUAUAAAACUUUGUUAUCUUUCCUGUAUGUCAAGAUUUUCGACUUUGAAAUCUGCUGUGUUGGUGUAAUGUACUCAGGUGAAUAAGAUGUUUUGUGUGAUGUUACUCUGAGUGUAUAUCCACACCGGGUAGGCUUGAAAAAUAUGCCUGACCACGGCGGGAUUCGAACCUACGACCUUUGGAAUACUAGCCCAAUGCUCUUCCAACUGAGCUACGCGGUCAGGACGGUUCGAGUAAGCGAUAUUUCGGAACUGAGUCUAGUUCCUUCGAUAUCAAUGUAAUCUAAUAUUUAUGAAAUCUGCUGUGUUGGUGUAAUGUACUCAGGUGAAUAAGAUGUUUGUGUGAUGUUACUCUGAGUGUAUAUCCACACCGGGUAGGCUUGAAAAAUAUGCCUGGCCACGGCGGGAUUCGAACCUACGUCCUGACCGCGUAGCUCAGUUGGAAGAGCAUUGGGCUAGUAUUCCAAAGGUCGUAGGUUCAAAUCCCGCCGUGGCCAGGAAUAUUUUUCAAGCCUACCCGGUGUGGAUAUACACUCAGAGUAACAUCACACAAAACAUUUUCGACUUUGUUUGAUAUACAAAUGUGACUUGAAUGACGUCACACUGCAUAACGAGUUUUUAGAAAGAAAAUGUUUCUUUGCAAAACAUGUGAUAAUCCACUGACAUUGAAGUACUGUUUAAUAAACGAGCAAGCGUGUUUUAUUAGGUUUAAAGCCACGAGCGCGCAGCGCGAUUGACUUUAGACCUAAUAAAACACGUCCUGCGAGUUUAUUAAACGGCUUCAAACACGACUACAAAUUCAAUAGAUAUACUGCCUUAUUAGUAUUCUUUAUAUAAAGAAUACUAUUGAGGACACGACUACAAUAGAUACCGCCUUAUUAGUAUUCUUUAUAUAAAGAAUACUAAUUAAGAGUGUUUUAUCAGGUUUAAAGCCACUGCACGUGACAUAUUAUGGUUGACAUGAUUUGCCAAUAAGCUCAUGAAUUAUUAAUGAGUGUUUGAAAGUUAUAUAAGAACUAUCAAAGCUAUCAUUCUGUCUGCAAAUUUGAGUUAAUUACAAUUUUAUCAAGCAAAAAACAGUCUUCUGUAAAAUACAUUAUGCAGUGUGACAUCAUUUAAGUCAUAUUUGCAUGCCAAACAAAGUCUAAUAUCUUGAUAUACAGGAAAGAUAACAAAGUUUUAGAAAAAAGUUACAUUACGAUUUCAAAUGAAAUUUGCAAUUCUCUGAAUAAAAAAUUCUUCCAUAGGCACUUCAAUCAUAGAAAAGCUGCAAUAUGUUUGGUAGAGUUAAACUAUAUACAAGCACUCUUAGCUUCUUACAUGUGACUGAGGUGAAAUUAUAAUCAGACAACUGGAUUUUGCAGGAAUUGAAUCUUGGUAACAGAACUUUUUUCAUACUGUAGUGGGACUCGGAUUCGAACUCGAGUGUUGACAAACAGCGACGACGUGACGAGAAAGCAAGACAAGCACGUCAAGCCGCCAUUGAGGAACUUAAUCAAAAACGUGAACGAAAGAAGGACGACAAUAAAAGAAUGGCCAAAGAAGAAUUGGUAAAUACCAAUGGUGAAGUUAGCCAUGGCAACUGGCCAUGCUAUGCUAAUAAACCUGCAUCUAAAUACUAGGUUUCUAAAGGUUUGAAUAACACAAAACAUUAAAAUUUUGCAAAGCAUGACCUGUUGCUAGGGCUAGCUUCGCCACUGGUAAAUACUGUAUACUUUUUGUUCAGGGUUUAAUACAAAAUGGGUUGCUUCAUACUAGAUUCGUCUGGAUGAAGUGCAAGUAACUCUAAAUAUGAUGUUUUGUACAUUUGUUUAGUAUCUGGUCCAUUUUAAGAAGAAAUGGAAUGCAUCUUUAUAGUAGAAAACCUCAUCUUGAUCAACUUUUCUACAGUUGAAGUUUUUGGAAAAGAUGACAUUAGAUGAAUUAUAAAUUGGUUUUUCUUUGGUUUUUACUUUUACUCAAAAAAUUCAUCUAACGACAUCAUAUUCGGAAAUUUUGAUAGCAAAAAAGUUGAUCAAGAUGAAUUUUUUACCAUAAAGAUAAUAUAUUACAUUUCCUCUCAAAAUGUCCCAAGUGUUAUAUAUACCAACAACCAGGGCUUUAAUAGUGCCCUUUAAGAAAGGCCAACAUUUUCAUUGUUACUACGUGUUUUAGAAAUUUUUGGAAGAGAGCGGCAAAGUGUCGAAAGCCAGGAACAAACAACCAAAGCAGAAAAAGGUUGUAAAGAAAUCCAGUAUGAAGACUGCAGAUCAUGUUGUAGAGGCUGCAGGAAAUGAUCAAUUACCAAGACCUGGAACUGCCAGUACUUUGGAUAGUAAAGUUGAGGAAAUAUUUCAGGUAAGGAGUGUCAAGGUGGAAUGAAGGGUAUUGUCGCUUUGUAUUUUCAGGUACUGUAGUUGCAUUCCUAUAUUCAUUAAUCAAGUACUAGUUCAACCAAUUAUUUAAGUAAUUAGUCAGUGAAUCAAUCAAUCGAUCAUUCAUUGAAUCGUUUUAAAAUUUGGUUAAUCAACGAAUCUUAGUCUGUCAAGAUACGAUGGUCUGAAAGCCCGACAAUCUUCAAAGCCACAAAAUAGAAGAGCUUUGUUUGAUGUUGAACUGUACCUUACCCUGCACAAAUCCUUUGUCUCAACUUCAUUUAAUAUUAUUCAUCGUGGCUGCACGUUUCAUCUCAGCUAUCCCAUUCGGACGAUUACGUCAUUAUACGAAAAUACAAUGAACUCAGUCACCGUCACAAAUUUUAAAGAUAAACUCGAUCAAAAACAUAACUCACUGACUUGUGUUCAGUGUCCAGACCAUCAUACUGUAUCUUGAUAGACUUAAAUGACUGAUAUUUUGUAGGAAUCGAGAACAAACAGUAUACAAGCUGGAUCUCAACACAUGAAUGAAAAUCCAUCGGAAGCAAGCACAAGUAGAACUGAAAAAACUGCUAAAAAGUUAGUACUCUAGAUCACUUAGAGAAAUGCAUGGGAGAUGACAGAUUCCAAAGACAAAGGUCAUGAUCUUCAAUUAUAAAAUAACAUGUAUAUAACGCGUGCUCUGAUUGGUCGAAACCCGUGUUUGGAUCAGGCCAUCCAAACACGGAAGACUAUCGUGUCGUUGUUAUUUUAUAAAACAAUUACUUUAUGGUUUCCCUGUUAGGAUGGCCUGAUCCAAACACUUGGGAAUGUUGCUCUAGUUAAGAAAAGCGCGCAAAAUCACUCGCCUUCGGCUCGGGUUUCGCGCGCUUUUCUUAACUCUCGCAACAUUCUCGUGUGUUUGGAUCAGGCCAUCCAAACACGGAAACCAUAAAGUAAUUGUAUAUUUCAACAUGUGAACUAAAACAGGACGAGGUUUUUGAGAUUGUAAAAUUGUUUGUUAAUAGUUCAGUGGUGAGUGGUACGAAAUCCACACUUGAUGAUCUGUUUGAGUCAUUACGACAACUGGAAGAAGAACCAGCUGACAUUAAGAAAGAAGAAAAAACCAGUACAUACAGCUGGUGUAAGUGAUUUUUAUUUACGUUAUAAUGGCGCCCCGCAGCUACAAAGCACAGUGGUCAAUAGGCAAUUCCAGCUAUAGACUAAAUUUUGAUCUAGGCAAAAAGAACAAAAUCCAUCACCUCAGCUACAAAGAGCAUGUUAAAAUUAGUAAAAUUGCAAAGUUUGGUUGCGAAAUGUUGGAAAAUGCGGAAAAUAUAGCCCUGCGAAAUUUACAAAUGUUGUAUUAAUUUGUAUUACGCACGGGAAAAUGCACCACAUUUAGGGCCCAAAGUGGAAUUUUUCCGCGCCUAAUGCAAAUUAAUACAAAAUGUGCAAAUUUCGUAGGGCUAUAUUUUCCUCAUUUUACAACAUUUCGCAAUCAAACUUUGCAAUUUUACUAAUUUUAACAUGCUCUUUCUAGCUGGGGUGACGGAUUUUGUUCUUCUUGCCGAGAUCAAAAUUUAGUCUAUAGCUGGAAUCAUCUAUUUUAAUUAAUUUAUUUUCAGUGGAUGCUUCUGAUUCAAAACAAAAGUUGACCGAAGAUGCAGUCCGACAGUCCACGUUAGUAUUUAGCUUGUUUGAAGUUUGUAAUAUUUUCAAGUGCCAAAUAGGCAAUUCUAGCUUUUAGUUUAUGCCUGCAGGGGAUGAUGGGAAGUAAGGUAUCAUAGUGCUGAUUAUGCUGAAAAUUUUCAAUAAAAACUACCGAAGCAACCGAAAUAUUUCAAUAUUUACAAGUAUAAGCUAUCACUCCGUGUUUACACGGCCACCAUUUUUAUUUUUUCAGCAUAAUCAGCAAUGUGAUACCUUACUUCCCAUCGUCCACUGCACGCAUAAACUAAAAGCUGGAAUUGCCUAUAGAACAUAUUACCUUAAAUGUAUUACCAGAAUGGAAUAUAUUUUUCUAUUUGAGUCUGAAGGGAUUUCCUAGAUACAAGAAUAGACAUAACAACAGGACAUACAUUUAUAUAAUAUCUACAGUGAAACACGCAAUUUGAUUGGUCAAUAGCCGUGCAGGAUGAGGCUAUCCUGCACGAGGAAUUAAAAUGCCUUCGCGGGAUUUUCGCGGGAUUCUCAAAAUGUCAUUGUUUCACUGUAGUUAUUUUAUAAAACAAUUACCAAAUGGUUUUCUAAGCAGGAUAGCGUGAUCCAUGCACUUGGGAUGUUGCUCGACUUUCGGAAAGCGUAAAAAUACACUCGCCUGCGGCUCAAGUAUUUUUACGCUUUCCGAAAGUCUCGCGACAUCCCUCGUGCAUGGAUCACGCAAUCCUGCACGGAAAACCAUUCGGUAUUCCUUUAGUACAAUACUUUUCACUUUUUAUUUUUUAUCCAGCAGCAAUUCCAGUGUGUUGUCACAAGAAAAGCUCAGGUAUUUUCUAAAGACAUUUAUCAUAAACUAUCACCAUUGUCAGACUUUGGGGAGCCUACUUUUCUGCAUUCAUACUGUACUCGGAUUUUUACCUACGUAACAUAACAUUAGACAGAUUAGGGCUCCUUACUGGACCUCGAGAGAAAACAUGAUAAAGCUUUCUAGUAUAAAUAAGUUUAGGUUUCUCCUAUUGUAACACUGGACAAUAAGGAGUUUGCCCUCUAUGGACCUCUAGGGUCUAUCUCUACAACUGAUAGAACUACCUGGUAUAAAUGAAGUUAGUUUAGCUCAGGUUUCCUCUUGUUGUAACAAUGGACCAGUAAAGGUGCUCUUACUGGACUUCUCGGAAGAACAGUUUAGAACUGAUGGAGCUAUCCAGCGUCCUUAAAGUUAGUUUAGCACUUUACAGUAGCUUAGAUUUCUUCCUGUAGUAACACUGGAGCAAUAAGGGAUGACUCUUACUGGACCUUUACAGUAGGGAGAACAGUUUAGAACUGGUACAGCUAUCCAGUAUAAAUAAAGUUAGUUUAGUUUAAGUUUCCUCCUGUACUAACGCUGGAUCAAUAAGAGAUUUUCCUUACUGGACCUCCAGGGAGAACACUCUACAACUCACAGAGCUACUGUAUCCAGUAUAAAUAAAGUUAGUUUAGUUUAAGUGUCCUCCAUUAGCAACACUGGACCAAUAAGGGGUGCCCUUACUUGACCUAAGAGUUUAGAACUGAUAGAGCUAUCCCAUGUGAAUAAAGAUAGAGGUUUAACAUACUGUAGAUAUGGCUUUAUAUGGAAGAUGUGCUGUUAGGUUAUAUCUGUUUUUCCAUGUUCAGGACGAUCAUGUCAUUUCUUGACGAAGUGGAGAAAACGGAACAAGACACUGUCGUAAGUCGUGUACGAGACACCAAGACAUUUGCUGAAGCAUCUUCAGUCAGUGCAUCGUUUGUUUCACCCAGAGCAGUAGAAGCGGAGUAAGUCUUGCUUGUUCCUCGUAUGAAUUUUAGUGCGAUAGUGUGCAUGUAAAUAGAGAAUAAUACAUGGGUGCGCGGAAAUACCAGAUUUAUUUCGAGUGUUGAACAUGAUACCUCACGAGUGAGCGCAGCGAACGAGUGAGAUAUCAUGUUCAACACGAGAAAUAAAUCUGGUAUUUCCAAGCAUCCAUGUAUUUUUCUGUUUAUUAUAUAAAGCACAGUCUUUGAAAAGCGAUAAUUUUUACAGAAAAGCGAUAAUUUUUACAGAAAAGCGAUAAUUGGAAAAGCGAUAAUUAAUGCUAUUAAUCUAUUUAUGCCGGAACUGUGUUAGCCUAUUAGAAUACUUCUUUAUAAUUACGCUGUAAUAUUUUAGAAAAGAAAUAGCAUUAUUGGAAUCAGCGUCCGCUGCGGCGUCUGACGUCACAAAUGCAAUGAUGUCUGUGAAAGUUGAACUGGAUGAGAAGAAGAAGACGAAUGAAUUACUGCAGAGAGCGUUGGUAAGUGCCUUGUUUUAACUACAUUCGGACACGUUCGGGACCUCACCAAUGUGUCCGCUUAAUAGGGGUUUGCAAUAACGAACACUGCAGGGGGUAACGCCCAACUACUAACUAAUUUAGGAACAGUAGUGAUCAAAGGUAAGCGUGUCAACGGAGCGGCUGGUUUUGGUGUGGAAAUUCCCUGCGAGUUCAAGUCUCGAGGAGACAGUUUUUCUUGCAAUAGACCUUACCGUUCAUUCACUUUUCACCCAAUGGCCUCGUUUUCGUGUCAAAUACUUACUCAUGUUUCGUGCUUAGUAGGGUUGAAAAUUACUUUGUUAUUGAGCCUAAGAACAGCAAGAAACAAAUUCGUCCAGGAAAACAUGGGAAUAUAAUCUUUAUGACUUAGAUUCUGCACUUCACUUGGUAGAAUUAAACCCUAACAUUCGAAUAUAAUCUUUAUCUGCCCUUGACAUGCUAAAAUAAGUUGGAAAAACAACAUGGAAAAACAUGCUAAAAUAACAUGGAAAAACGAGGCCAUUAGGUAAAGGAGAAUAAUCAGUAAGGUCUAUUGCUUGAAAGACGAAUUAAAGAAAAUUGGGAGGAAAGACCCGGAGAGCAACCCUCGUAGCACAGGAGUGAACAAACUAAACUCUACUUAGACGAGUUUUUCAAGUACACAACGUUAAGAAAUCCCUAUCCUCGACCUACAGUAGCAGGCUUAACUCAGAGGAACAUCGCGCUAACCAUAUAUGUCACCCUUGUUCACAGAACCAACAGAGAGAGUUCACAUUACGCCAAGCCAGAGACAUGGAGAAGGAUGCAAAACAAAGACUCGACUUACAACGUCAAGAAUAUGAAUCGACCAUACAGCGACAUUUAUCAUUUAUUGAUCAAUUGAUCGAUGACAAGAAGAUACUGAGUGAGCGAUGUGAAGAGCUUGUUAAGAAACUCAAGGAAACUGACAAGAAAUAUGUGGACAAAAUAUCCUCAUUGGAACAAAAGUAGGUCGCCUUUGGGUUAUCCUGUGAAUACAGCCUGUGUUGUGAUAGCUGUAUUCACACGAGUCUACCUUCAGUUAUGUAGGCAAUAUAGCUUGUGAAACUCAUUAAUAAUUCAUGAAGAAAACACAAAAGAAAUCAUGAAGUUAAGGAGUUUGUAUAUCUGAUACAAACUCAUGCUGAUUUACAUGGACUUUAAAGUUCAAUUUUCUUACUAAAUAUCAUUCAUUUAUGUUAAAUUGUUGAAGAAUACAAAUGUUCUCAUCAAGACGUUUCACAACCUGAAUAAGGUUACUGUAGUAGCCUCGUGACAAAAGGCCUUACCGAAAUCUCAAAGUGUCGACGGUUUUUAAAAAUCUUUUUCGGGUAGUUCAGGCACAAACCAUGGUAGUUUACUGCACCAUACUACCUACACUGUACCCCUCCCCCCCCUUAAUGUUUUAUGUAGCUUUUAAACAUCCCAGUAUUUGAAGAGAAGUUUAAUGUUAAAGGUGGCUUAAUUUAUGGACAUCAUUACCAUUGUAUCAAGACAAAGAUCCAGCACUGAGUUUCUUUUUGUUUUGUGUGUCACCUGAGAGAAGUUGUACAACAGAUCUUGGAAUUUCUUCAACAUUUAUUAAUUUUUAUUGAUAAUCUUAUAUUGAUAUUAUUCUUGAAGUCACGCUGCAGAAAUAAAGAAACAAAAAGACGUGAUGCAAACUGCGGAGAAGCUGCGUCGAGACAAAUGGAUUAAAGAUAAAUCACAACAGAUCAAAGAGUUGACUGUGAAAGGAUUGGAACCUGACAUUCAGAAGUUGAUUGCCAAACACAAAGCCGAAAUUAAGAGACUGAAAUCAACUCAUCAGGUAAGGUUGAAAUCUUAAGCCCCGUAAGGACGAGAAAAUUUUCCUAGACAAGUUUCCUCGAUAAGUUUACCAGGGCAGGAAAAAAAGAAUUUUCUUCCUGGGAGCACAACCUGGAGACAAAAAUUUCCUGUAGAUCAAUGGAGUAUUUUUGUGCUAAAUCUGCAUGUGCAUAGUGUUUUAGCUGACCAUUCAAGGAAUAAUGUCUGUCAACCAUAUGUUGUUGCAUCCAUAGUGAGACAUGGGUGUUAAGGUUUCCUUCAAAUUUUCAAUAGCAAAUCUUCAUUCAAACGAAUUUCCUGCAGGGGCCAGUUGUUUAUAAAUUUGGAAAUAUUUCCUCAGAGAUCUCGUCUGAAUCAGUAGGAGUUUUCUUCUCUGAAGUUUUGAAAUAAACGGACGUACAGAAAUACACAAACUAAAACAGCAGGUUAAAUUUUAACCCCGGGUUAAUGCUAAUCCAGCUUUGAACAACUGGCCCCAGCGGUUUAACAUUUCCUAUUUUUUCCACCCCUGAAGUUUACCUUCUCGUGUGUGUGCAGUCAACAAAUUUUCCUUGUCGAAAAGCUAGCAUGACUACCGUAUAUUUUGGCGCCAAUUUAGGCUGACCUUCUGGAGACAGACGAACGUGUAGGCAGACGAUAUCUUCAUCAGAUUGAGGAACUUCGUGAACAGUUGGAGAGAGAGAAAGACACGGCUUGUAAUAGAGAACGUGAUCUCGCACAAACCAAGUAUGAAACUGAUGUCUUUCUUUUGUUAAUUGUGCAAUUUGAGUUGGAUGAACUGUUGUUCUAGUAUACAUUUAGGUGGAAGUUGUACCAUAACAUAUUGUAUUUUACCAUGCCAUAAGGUACAUUACCAUCCCCUACCAUGGAUUACAAUUCCACCAUAUAGUAUGGUUACCAUACCAUUUCAUAAGAUACCAAUCAUAAAGUUCUAUACUAUACCAUAAAUACCAAUACUAUACCAUACCAUACCAUACAAUACCAUACCAUACUGUACCAUACCAUACCAUACCAUACUGUACCAUAUCGUACCAUACCAUACAUUGGGAUUGGAUUCAACAAUGAGCAUUUGCUUUCCUCGCGUGGGACUGAGGGUGAAUUAUAACCAGGAAUGCAAAUUUUGUGUAGGUUUCAAAAGCAAAUGGAAGAAGAAGAACAAGCAUUUCAACAACAACGACGUCGUCUUUAUGCGGAGAUCCAGGAAGAGAAAGAAAGAUUGGCAAGUCAGGCGCAGAAACAACGAAAAGAACUGGAUGAUUUGAAAGAAAAACUGGAGGUGUAGCACACUAAAACUAUAGCAGUGAUAUAACUUAACUAUUCUUACCACUUGCGAUUAGGGCAAGUUAGACAUGAAAAUUGGUUGCCCGGAAUAAAAUUCACUUGCCAUCAGGUAUAGUGUUGCCCUCACAUAUUAACAAAAUUUGAAGCAAAUGAUUGCAGUGAGGAUCGAUUAAUCGACAUUCUAAUCUUAUGUUUUCCUUAACAAAGUAAUUUAAAGACUUAAUUGUGAAGUGUUGAUUUCAGUUGAUUUACUAGUAAAGAGUCAAAAACGGAAUGCAUAAUAUAACAAGCAAACAAUUUUGUGUAGCAAUUAAUUUCUGGCAAAACAUUGAAACAACUUGCCCGAUCGGGCAACCAGAAAGCAACUUCUACUUGUCCGUAAUGAUUUUUACUUGCCUCUGGCAAGCUCUAAUACCACGAUUGCAUUGGUGAAGACACGCAUGCACCAACUCACUUGGGAUGAUGUGUUUUAUUUUCAGGAAUCUCACAAGGCAACAAUGAAUAGCGUAGAGCAUUCGAGUAAACUAUCUUUGGAAGAACUCGAACACAAACAUCAAGUAAGCAAUAUCAAUUCUAAACUGUUUUCCUUGGAGGUGUACUGGUGUAGUAAAGGCCAUGGCAAAAUGGUACAGCCUGUCCAAUAAACCAAUUCUUAAUGGUACGGUGUUAUUACUUAUUACAAGCAAAAGCCGGGGUACCCAGAGAGGGAAUCUUGCGUUUGGUAGAGUCAAUCUGUAAGCAUUCUUCUCACAUGCGAUGAGGCGGAAUCUACUCAGACAAUAGGCAAUUCAAGCUAUAGACUAAAUUUUGAUCUAGUCAAGAAGAACAAAAUCCAUUACCACAGCUAGAAAGAGCAUGUUAAAAUUAGUAAACGUGCAAAGUUUGGCCGCAAAAUGUUGUAAAACGAGGAAAUAUAUAGCCCUUACGCAAUUUGCAAAUUUUGUAUAAUUUGUAUUACGCACGAGAAAUUUUCCCGCGCGUAAUACAAAUUAAUACAAAAUUUGCAAAUUUUGCACGGCUAUAUUUCCCGCGUUUUCCUAAUUUUAACAUGCUCUUUCUAGCUGUGGUAAUGGAUUUUGUUCUCCUUGCCUAGAUCAAAAUUUAGUCUAUAGAUGGAAUUGCCUAUUGUAUAUUGCUGAAAUCCGUCCCUGGUCACAGAACUGAGUGGCAGAUGUAUAACCACUGUAAUACCAAAUCCAACGAUGACCUUCUUUUACUUCCAGACUGAAAUGAAAGAACUAAAAGAACGUUUGGAAAUUGAGAAACAACAGUGGAUUGAAAACUAUAUGAAGAAACAGGUAAAGUGUCAGAAUUAGUUGAAUAGGAUGAGCUUACAGUGAAAAAUACUAGACGUUUGAAAGCACUGCUAACGUUCCGAUCUUUUCGAGGCAGUGCAGACACAAACCAUGGCAGCUUAUUGCUACCCACAUUAGACCCUCACGUUUGAGAUUUCUUAUCUCUUUUUUCCAUCCAGGAUGCAAUGUUGUUGCAGAAAGAACGUGAGCUCAAGGAAAAUGUGCGCGAGUCAAGGGACAAGGUUUGAGUUUUAUACAAAGCCUGGUUUACACUAUCAAAGUUUCUGUGAUCACAGUAGGAAUCUUUGUUAAAUUCUAAGUUUUGAAGGAUUUGUAAGAAAUGUUUGAAGGGACUGACAAAGUUAACAAAUACUAAGUCAGUUUCCUCAAACAUUUCUUACUAAUCCUUCAAAACUUAGAAUUUACCUAUGCAAAAUUCCUACUGUUAUCACAGAAACUUUGAUGGUGUGAAUCGUUGAAAUUAAAUCAUAUAAAGCUCUGUUGAAGUUACAUAUUUAUUUUAACUUCUUUUUCCGAAAGGAAAUCGAGUUGGUUAUUCGGAGACUUGAAGAGGAAACAUCUCACGCCAGAGAUGAAUGUGAACGAGCAGCAGAGAAUAGGAUUAAGUAAGUCCAUGAAUUUAUGUUCGGAUUGUGCGUGGAUUGCUUAAUUAAAACCGUGAUCAGGCAGACGUGGUGCGGUAACUGUGACGAUUAUUGAAAUGCUUGUUUUAGGAGAGUUCGCGACAAAUAUGAAGCAGAAAUGCAAGAACUUGAAAAAUCUGAAAAAGUUAUGCAUGAGAAAUACACCACUGCGAAGGUACAGGCAUUGCCAUACCAUACCAUACCAUACCAUACCACACUAUACUAUACUAUAACAAACUGCACCAUGCCAUACCAUACCAUGCCAUGCAAUACCAUAUCAUACCAUACAUUCCAUACCAUGUCAAAGCACACCAUACCAUAUAACGUACCAUGUCAAACCAUACCACACCACCGACGCCAUAUUAUACCAUACCAUGCUAAGCCACACCAUACCAUACAAUAUCUCACGAUUCACACUAUACCAUACCACACUACACCAUACCGCACCAUACCAUACCAUUCCAUACCAUACCAUACCAUACCAUACCACGUCACCACACCAAACCACAUCACACCAUUCCAAUGCGUCAAUGUACCACACCAUAUCGCAAUCAGACUACAUCAUACUAUAUUUAACUCUCACUAGGAACAAUGCAAUGAAUUUGAAGAAGAGGUGUCCAGGUUAAAAACCUCGGUGAAAAAUGAAGAAAGAAAACUUGAAGAUUUGAAUAAACUGACAAAACAAUUGCAAGAAGAGAGAGGACAAGUGGUUGACAUCAUCAGACAAGAGUUCGCCGACAGGUGGGUGUCAGAAUAUUGUACGAAAUGAAUAGAGGAUAUUACACGGCGGCGCGAAGUGUGACUUUUAUCUUCGAGUGGUGAAAACAAUAUUUUACGAACAAGCGCAGCGAGUGAGUAAAAUAUUGUUUUUAACACGAGAAGUUAAAAGUCGUAUCUUUAAGCCACCGUGUAAUGUUCUGUUUAUUAUAUAGUUCCAAGCAAAAAAUUGUGAAAUUUCACGCUCAAAAGGAAAUUGGAAAAAGUCACGUGAUCGAUAUCUUCACUAGUGAAGAUACGGAAAAUAUCUCGCUGUGUAUUUUUCAGUAUCUCACUCUCUACUAUAUAAUAAUUAUAUAUAACUACUGUAUUUCGUGGUAAAUUAACGGACAACUUGCAUGUUAGACUAAAUUUUAAUCUAAGUAAAGAGAAGGGAAUCAAACACCACAGCUAAAAAGAACAUAAUGAAAUUAGAAUAAAACAAAGGUAACUAAGCAUCAAAACUAUCAACAUGAGUGAAUAACUCUUAUACAUAACUCUAAUGCUUAGUGACCUUUAUUCUGUUUUAUGCUUCUGUAAACCAGAACAAUAGUUACUAGGCAUGUGAGUUAGGGACCGGUCAUUAUUUAUGGCCAGGGGGGGGGGGCGAAGAGAAAAUGGGUGGGUGAACAAAGUUUAAUGGGUGGAAAUGGGUGGGUUGAAUAAAAAUUCGCCAAGCCAAAGGGUGGGUAAAGUAAAAAUCAUUAAGUCGGAAAAUACUAAAAUAUUUGUAUUAUUUGUUUUAUUAAGAUUGAAUAAAUAUCAUUUACAUAAAUCGAUUUGCAAAGUAUUCCAUUUGAACCUGCCAUAAUAGUCAUGAUAAAGUGACAGGGUUCAUACUUGUUGGCUUUUUUGUUCUCUCAAAAACUCAAAUAAGUCAAUUUAGCUUUUAAAUAAGUAAAUUGACAAAUUUUAGUUAGGGUGGGUCUGAGAUUUUUGAAUGAGUGCUGGGGUUGGGUGGAGAAAAAAAGUUUUUUUGAAGGUUGGGCCAAGAAAAUGCUUCUCAGUGCCCCGCCCCCCCCCCCCCAACCAUAAAUAAUGACCGGUCCCUUAUCUGAAGUUGUGAACGGGGCAGCAACGAAGUAAACUUAACCAAAUCUGUCUAUUGUUUACCGAAGCUCACCAAUUGACACGAUAAGCUUUCACCGUGUAGACUGGUAACAACAGACGAAGAUAACAAGAGGUUGAAAAUUGAAAUGAGUGAACUGCGAGCAAAACAUCGACUGGAAGUUGAGAGAAUUAAUAAUGCUAAAGAAGAAGAGAUGGAAGAAGUACAUAAACGGUAAGCGAAAAAUAAUGUAGAGGAAAUGUAAUUGUAUAUAUGAACUUGAAAGAUGUGUUUUGCAAUUUGACUUGGUUGAACUAGAAUGCUCGGUUUGGUGGACCUCUGGCAGGAAUCGCACAUGCGGCCCUGUGAUUCCGAUCAGGGAUGUACAGUAUAUAGUUACCAGCGGGGUCACUUUUUUCCCACCUCAAUUUUGGUACGGUAACUUCCUUCCCAUAUCUAUAUGAGUGGUCUAAAGAGAGAGAAAGUUGAUAAUUGGAACCUAAUCAAGAGCAGUGAAUACUCAGGAAGCUGCCAACAGUUUAGUCAUGCUUUUUGUAGAAUUUUCUAGGAGAAAUUCUUGGAGAGAAAAAAAACAAAAAUUAUGGAGUUGUAAGAAAAUUUCAAACUUUACUUCCAUUUUCCUAUUUCCCUUUUCAUCUCUUCAUUUAGUAGCACUUUCUUCUUCAAACUUCGGACUUUUUCCCCCACCCCCAAAGGGAGGGGCAAACCUUUGAACUAUUAUUCGAUCAAGUGAGAUGCCAACAGAAUCUUGAUGUUUACCCCGGGUUAAUACAUUCCUAGGUAUUCUGUUUAAUGUAUUACAUUAAUGUAUUACAGAGUGAAGCAAGCCAUCUCAAAGAAAGAAGAAACGUUGAAAUCUCUGAGACAGCAAAAAGAGGUGAGGUAUAAGAAUAGUUGAGGAAUUACCACCGUUUGUAUUUUAGUGAAUAUGGUGGGCUUAUACACGGGAGGGCUUAUAUUCGGCUAGGCUUAUAUUCGGAGGUUUAGUGUUUACGGUAUUUAACUAAUUUACGAAAUGUUUUAUAGUCUGCUGAGAAAAGAGCGGAUCACUUGGAGUUUCUUUUACACGAGCAAAGAAAAAAGCUGCUUUCAUGA
Messenger RNA from Paramuricea clavata, 18665 nucleotides. Lineage: Eukaryota; Metazoa; Cnidaria; Anthozoa; Malacalcyonacea; Plexauridae. The record is from the annotation of a GenBank genome assembly.